This is a messenger RNA of Exophiala spinifera, 1671 nucleotides long. RefSeq lists its product as uncharacterized. The coding region runs from base 1 to 1671 and encodes 556 amino acids. Gene Ontology annotation, molecular function: amino acid transmembrane transporter activity. NCBI's taxonomy places the organism in Eukaryota, Fungi, Ascomycota, Eurotiomycetes, Chaetothyriales, Herpotrichiellaceae. The record is from RefSeq and is a predicted model, not a curated record. The transcript is spliced from 3 exons. Gene Ontology annotation, biological process: amino acid transmembrane transport. Gene Ontology annotation, cellular component: membrane.
AUGGCUGAGACCAAAACCCAGUAUGCCGGAAAGGCCGAAGGUGACAUGGAAUCGACAUUAGCCAUGACCACUACGUCGUGUCGGGGAGACCUGGCAGAUCUUCCUGGCGGACUGGACGAAAGCGUCUUGACCGAGGUUAAGGAGCUGAAGCAAGGACUGAAGCAGAGACAUAUCCAGAUGAUUGCCCUCGCCGGUACCAUUGGCACAGGGCUCUUUCUCGGUUCUGGGCGCGCCAUUGCUCACGCAGGGCCUCUGGGAGCGUUCUUGGGCUACGCGAUUAUCGGCAUGGCCGCGGCCUCGGUAGUGCUUGCGGUUGGCGAAAUGGGCACUCUUGUCCCUUUGAGUGGUGGCAUAGUCCGCUAUUCUGAAUACUUUGUCGAUCCAGCACUGGCGUUUGCUAAUGGUUGGAAUGAGGUUUACGGCUACCUUGUGUCAAUUCCGUCCGAGCUUGUUGCAGUUGCUGUCCUCGUCGAAUUCUGGACCACCUCUGUCAGCAACGCAGUGUGGAUCACCAUAUUUGGCCUGCUAAUGUUGGGCACCGCGUUUCUUUUUGUACGCGUUUAUGGCGAGAUAGAAUUCUUUUUUUCUACCCUCAAAAUUCUUUUGAUCAUUGGGGUGAAUAUUAUGGCCUUGGUCAUUACUUGUGGAGGAGGGCCAUCGGGCGAGUCUAUCGGGUUUAGGUAUUGGAAACAUCCUGGUCCUUUCGUGCAGUAUCUGGGAAUCAGUGGGUCACUUGGUCGGUUCUUGGGCUUCUGGACUGUCAUGUCCAACGCAUUAUAUGCGUUCUCUGGUAUCGAAAACAUCACCUUACCCGCAGCAGAGACACAGAACCCACGCCAGGCCAUUCCCAAGGCCACCAAACGCAUAUUCUGGAGAAUCCUAAUCUUCUACAUUAUAAGUAUUUUCAUGGUGGGCUUGGUCGUAUCGUCCGAUGAUCCAAGAUUAUUGACCGGAAGCGCCAAUGCAGCCCGGUCUCCCUUUGUUAUCGCGGCAAAAGACGCAGGAAUCAAGGUGGUCCCGAGCAUCAUCAAUGCCGUGGUCUUGACAUCGGCGUGGUCCUCCGGCAAUGCUAACAUCCUCGGCGGCCCCCGUAUUCUGUUCGCACUGGCCAAGCACGGCCACGCACCAGCGUUCUUCACGCGCUUGAAUCGAUUUGGCGUGCCUUACAUCGCUAUAUCCCUGUUUGGUAUCUUCAUGUGCCUGGGAUACAUGUCAUUGUCGAGCGGCGCAAGUACCGCCUUCACUUGGCUACAGGACUUGGUGUCAGUUAGCACUCUGGUCAACUGGAUGACUAUAUGCAUCACCUAUCUACGUUUCUAUUAUGCCUGCAAGGCGCAGAACAUUGAUCGACACACCAAGCUGCCCUGGGCCGCUCCUUUCCAACCGUAUUCGACCUGGGCGUCUCUGGGCAUGUUCAUCAUUAUCUACCUGACGGGCGGGUACAAGACAUUCAUGCGCGGACGCUGGGAUACCGAGACCUUCAUCUCAAGCUACCUGAACCUACCUGUCGUCAUUGUUCUCUAUUUCGCAUACAAAUACAUCAAGGGCACAAAACUGGUUCCGCUUGCGGAAUCCCCCAUUCGCGGCUUCAUCCUGCUAGCCGAGGCGAACCCGGAGCCAGUGCCGAAGCCCAAGCGCGGGAUUCAAAAAUUCAACAUCCUAUGGGGUUAG